AUGGGGGAGUUGCGUUCUGUCGUUGAGGAACUGCUGGCGUUGUGUCUGCAGAGGAUCAGCAUGGAGGAGAGCGGCCUGAGCGCCGACAUGGAGCUGAUAGAGCUGGUGAGGAACAUGGAGGUGAUGAGGAAGAACUGGCUGCACGCCGAGGUGGAGCUGAAGAAGUACAAGGAGCUGCUGGUGAAGUCGGACGUGGCCAAAGCUGCUCUGGAGGUCAAACUGAAGCACGCUCGCAACCAGCUGGACGUGGAGAUGAGGAAGCGCUACAAGUCGGAGGCCGACUACCAGUACCUGAAGCGGCAGAUGGAGCUCAUGUGUGACAUCCUGGUCCACGACAGCAAAUCCAGCGCCAGUCUGAACGCCGAGCAGAAGUCUCUGCUGGCCGCGUUCGAGCAAAAAGCGGCGAGCGCCACUCUGCGUCGCGGCAGCAAACGCCUGUCCGUCAUCGACGAGUCGUCCUUCCUGUCUCACUCCGACAUCAGCUACGAUCGCACGGACGACAACGUGGACCUGGACGCCACGUUGCUGAAGCCUCUGAAGUCUCGGGUCAGAGAGCGGAGGCGCUCCUCGAUGGGCCUGACCCUCGUCGCUCCGACUGAGAAGCGAGCCAGAAGCGGGAACGUUUCUGCGGAGCUGCUGGAGAGAGAACCUGUAGAAAAGGAGGUGGAGACGGUGGUGAAGGCGUUGGUGACGAGCCCCGGCACCGGCGGUCCGACCCUCAUGGAGCUGGGCAUCACGCAGAAACGGCCCGCCACUCCGGGCCAGAGCGUCACCCAGCAGUGCACCAUUUCAGUCGGAGGAGGAGGCUGGCGCCUUCCGCCUGCCGUCAUGGGCGCAGCCGGGGACCGGUCACUCCUUGCCGUGCUUCCCUGCUCGCCUGUCGCCGACGCGCAGCCGUCCAGGCCCCCGGGAAAGCUCACAACCGGGCAAGACGCCGGCCGUCCGUCCAGGAACCCGUACCGAUCCCUGCGCGACCAGACCACUGUGCUGUCACCCUCUGACGACGCCACAGUCGAGACCGCGGCCAAACCGCCGCGGGACCCCAGGAGCGUGGACGCCAGGAGCGUGGACGCCAGAAGCGUGGACGCCAACAGAGCUCAUAAAAUCGUCAAACACGUGUUUCUGUCUAAAACGGUGAUCCGGCCAGAGACCUGCAUUCCGUGUGGGAAGAGGAUGCGCUUCGGAAAGAUGGCGGUGAAGUGCAAGAACUGCCGCGUGUUCGCUCAUCCGGAGUGCAAAGAGAAGUUCACGAGCGGCUGCUCGACCUCCAACGACAGGAGAGCGAGUACUGCUCAGAUGGGCUCGUUGGAGGGUUCGGCCCUGCUGGCCCAUCCCAGAGUUCCUCAGCUAGUCGUGGACUGUGUGGCAGAGAUCGAGCGGAGAGGACUGCAGGAGAGAGGCCUGUACCGGGUUCCCGGAGGCGAGCGUCCGGUCAGGGACCUCAGGGAGGGCCUCCUCCAGGGGAAGUCGGCUCUGCUGCUCAGUAAAGUGCAGGACAUCCACGUGGUCUGUGGAGUCCUGAAGGACUUCCUGAGGAAGCUGAAGGAGCCUCUGAUCACAUUCAGGCUGCACCGGACCUUCAUGGAAGCUGCAGAGCUGGCGGACGUGGACAGCGGCGCCGCCAUCAUGUCCAAGGUCAUCUCCGAGCUGCCCAAGGCAAACCGGGACACGCUGGCGUUCCUCAUGCUUCACCUGCACAAGGUCAUCAGGAGUCCAAAGUGCCAGAUGGACCGGAACAACCUGUCCCGGGUCUUCGGUCCAACCAUAGUGGGUCACGGAUUGCCUGAGCCGUCUCCAACCACCAUCAUGAGGGACACCAACACUCAGCCAAAGGUGGUCUCCCGUCUGUUUUCCUUACCUGAAGACUACUGGAGACGGAUCCUGAUGGCCCCGUCGGAUCAAGCCCCGUCUGCGACAUCGUCCAGUAAGACCACUCCAGAGGAAGGACACGGUCGCCUGUUUAAGCCGCUGACGUCUCCAGAGUUGAACAACUUCUACAAAAUCACCAGUCCAGGUUCUAUCCGAGGCCGGAUCAUGAACCAGGGGAACGCCUCCAGCAGCAUAGCUCAACCAGACCCAGUGAAGAAGUUCUUCAGUUCCCCCUCCUGAGCAGCUCCACCAAACGCUGUGGUGUACAGGAAAAACACAAGCCCUCGUCUCGUACAGAUCCGAUUCAUACCAACAGAA
Cololabis saira (Pacific saury) is the source of this 2187-nucleotide messenger RNA. RefSeq names its product rac GTPase-activating protein 1. The transcript has 17 exons. The record is from RefSeq and is a predicted model, not a curated record. Bases 1 to 2109 code for a protein of 702 amino acids. Gene Ontology annotation, biological process: signal transduction. Lineage: Eukaryota; Metazoa; Chordata; Actinopteri; Beloniformes; Belonidae.